UUCUCCGCGACGUCCAGUGCGUGUGUACAGCUCCGCAGCGUCUCAGCAGCACCACAGCAGCACCACAGCACCACAGCACCACCGCAGCACCACCGCAGCACCACCACAGCAUGCAGCCGCCCGUGCAGGUGCUGCUGACAGCGCUACUGCUCCUCCUGGUGGGAGCGCACUGUCGCAGGGUGAGGGUGCGCCCUCAGCCGCAGGACGAGCAGGACAGCCAGACCGAGCAGCACCAGUACUACUCGCAGCCCCAGGCUCAGGCGGUGGACCUGCUGCCAGACCCCUACAACGGUCUGUACGGCCGCCCCGCCGCGCGCGGACAGACCGACCCCGAGUACCGGCCGCGCGUGUCCGCGCGCGCCAAGGAGCCGCCCAAACAGCCGCCCGUCGCCACCAUCCGCAACUACAGCAAGGUGAACGACGACGGCUCCUUCACCUUCGGCUACGAGGCGGCCGACGGCAGCUUCAAGGAGGAGACCCGGGGCACCGACUGCGUCGUCAGGGGCAAGUACGGCUACGUCGAUCCCGACGGCAACAAGAGGGAGUUCACGUACGUGUCGGGCAACCCUUGCGACCCCAACAGCAUCAACCAGGAGGAGGAAAGCAAAGAAGAAGUGGACGACAGUGGAGAGGAAAACAUACCGAGGGGUCCCAUUAGACCAUUGAGACCGGUGAGGCCCACGCCUGCUCCCCUGCCACGUCCAACCACCACAUUCUUCGAGGAAGACUUCAGUCAGGACGAGGAUUCAGUGGACGAUGCGCCCCAGCAAGUGCUCAGACCGCGACAAGGCUACCGAGCACAGCAGGCCGCCAGACCGACGCCUCUGUACACGCCGACCUCGUACGUGGAGCAGGACACCCAGCGGCCUGUGGUGAGACCCCAGCCGGCAGUCAGGAUCACCCCGCGACCCCCGGUGGCGGCCACCACGGUGCGGGCCCAGCUGCCCCCCACCACGUACCGCCCCCAGCUGGUGCAGCUGGCGGUGACCCCCAGGCCCGGGGUGGUGUACUCCCGGCAGCCCGCGCACACCACGCCGGCCGUCGACUUCGACGACGAGCUGAAGAAGUUCCAGCUGGAGCACAGCAUCGCCACGACGGCCCGCGCCGUGCCCCAGGUGCAGUCCCAGGCGCAGAGCCCGGCCAAGGCCCAGGGGGCGGAGCCCGUGUACGAGACCCAGCUGGUGUACGACCCCGCCUCGGGCCAGUACAACACCGUGCUGUACCAGCAGCUGUCGCCCAAGAGCGCGGCGGGCUUCAGCCUGAACCACCGCCUGCAGGGCUACGUGCAGCAGCCCGCCUACAACCAGCUGUACCAGCAGCAGCAGGCCGCGCUGCUGCAGCGCUCGCAGCGGCUGUACGCGCAGCAGCAGCAGCAGCGCGCCGCGGAGCAGCAGCACAGGUUCCAGCCCAAGGCGGCGCCCUACCAGCAGGACUCGCGCGGCUUCUACUACGUGCAGCCGCAGACGGAGCAGAGCGGCGGCCUCGCGCACGGACAGAUAGACGCCUUCCUGCGCGGCCACAACCUGUCCUACUGAGCGCCCGCUCGCAGCACCGCGCUGCAGCUGCCUGCGUUACAGUCACCGCGUUCAUCAACUGCUGCGUUGGAAGCAGUCUGUGUGUGCACAUACCGAAGUAUUCUAACUGUUACAUGUAUGCUAAUGGAGGAAAAUGUUCUUUUAGUCUCCAUAUGUGCGGUGAGAAAAUACUUAAAAUCACCAACAUAGUUUUAAAAAAAAAAAUAGUAGUAGAAAUUGUUUUAACAAAAUUUUAUUUUUUCGCCUUUUGUAUUCAUAAUAUUUAUAUCAUUUUUCUACGUGUAUAGACAUAAAAAUGAGCGAUCCACCAAAACCUGAGUAAUUUAACCAAAUAUCUUUACAAAGUUCAAUGAUGUAUCUAAGAGAAUGUUAGGUAUAUUUUAAUAUAGUAAACCGAAACUUUUAACUAUAAUUGCAAGAUGUAUCUGUCCCAUGUUUGUCGAUUUUUAAACGGUUUUUAAUACUGUAUAGCUCAUAAUUAUUUAGUAUUUUUAUUACUUCCUGAUAGCCUUUGAAAUGCGUUUGUUAAUAUUUGAGGCAAUAAAUAUAAACAAAUUAACAUGGUAAUUGCUCUAAAAAUAAUUAUAACUUGAAACGUAACAAAAAUUAUAUAGGUACCUAUCACUAAGAUAAUUUUUUAUACAUACCAUUGUUUUUUAUGAAACUGUAGAAUGUUAUGUUUGUCAUUAAUGUAUUUUAAAAGUAUAAAAUUAUUAUUUUUUCAUUUGUAAUGUUUAAAUUAAAAACCUUUUUGUUUUUGGAAAUUAAUAUUUAAACUUUUCUCAGUUGUAAAUCGUAAUAUUUUAUUAGAUGUACUGAAACGAUUUAUUAUUUUUAAUAUUCUAGUUAAAUUUUCUUUUUACUAUCCAAACUGCGAUGAAUGAUUGAGAAAAUGACAAAAAAUGAUGCUGCUAGAACCUCACAAUAAUCACUUUUUUAGUUGUGCUCUAAAGUUUCAGAUCAAUAUUUUUUUCAGAUAUACUGGAGACAGUAGACUAAUAGAUUGUUCUCAAAUAUUACAAAAUGAAUUGGCGUAUGUCUAGACUCUUAAUUAAAACGAUUUCUAGAAAAACUUACCAUUUUAUUGUUAAAGUGCAAGAAUAUUGUAACCAAUUGAUGUCAUCUAACUCCAUAAAAAUAUUUGUUUGCGUUUUGCAUAGCAGCAUUUCGCUUAAACGUUAAGCAAAGGUAGGAAAAUGCUCUAAGGCAAUAACGUCAAGCAUGUAAAACGAAGUUAAACGAAACGAAUUUAGGAACCACGCAGAUUCGUUACUUUAUCUCAAUUUUUCACUUUCGGAUAAUCGAAUGGGAAAUGCAAUCAAGCACAUUGUUAGACACAACGAACAAGUUUAAUUUUAGUAGAAAGAUUUUUAAAAUCUAUAAUAUUUAAAAUAAUAUUUUUUUUUAAAAAAGGCUCAAUACAAUUAGCGUUUUCAGAUGCAGUUCUCAAAAACUUAAAUACAGAGUAGUCUAUAGUUCGGUUCUAUAACGGAAUAUUUAUACAGCAAAAAAAUUAUGUUAAAGCUAUUUAUAAACCUUUUUUUCCAUUAUGAUGAUAGUAUGUCGGAUGUAAAUAUCAUAUUUUUAUACUUAGUCAAAUCAUCUCAUGAAUCUUUUUUUUUAAUUCUCUGAGCCUUUAAACGUUUCAAAAUAAUAUAAGUUAUAACAUACAAAAUUUUUGUUUAUUAUCUAUUAGUUAAAUAAUUUUCAAAUUUCUUAUUUGGUGUAUCAGUUUCUCCUCGGGGGGUUUUUGUCAAUUUUUAAUAUUUAUAAAUGAAACCUGCGAGUUUUUGGUAUAUAUUACAGAUGUAUCACGCUUAUUUGGCACGGGGCAGUGGUUUGAUUUCCACCUGCGGAUUGGCGAAUUUCGUGGAACUCAACUAGGUUUUUAGUAUUCCAAAUUCGACAAUGAACUUUCAAUCGUCCUGUUUGCUUUAAAAGUAUGAAUCGAUUUCAUAUUAAUGUUUUAAGACUGAAUAUCAACCAUAGUUUUGUCCUUCGUAUAUACAACAUAGCUACAAUUCUGUAAACGAAGAAUUUGGAACAUUUAACUGUGAAGGAGAUAUUUAAACCUUUUUUUUUUAAAUAGCUGAGUAUUAGAAUAUUUUUAUUGUAUCCAUACAAAUAAACCAUAUGGGUUUAUAAAAAAGUAACUAUGGUCAGACCAUAAUUAUAAACAGUUUGUAAGAUAUUAAGUCAUGUUUGCUACCACUGCACAAGCGCUUUUCAUAAUUAUUCCAUAAACAAAAAAUUUAUGCUUGCAAAUAAAACUUAAUCAAAAUAUGUAUUUGUGUAAAUGAUUUUGGAACAAAUAAUAAUGUCUAAAAAUAUAUAAGUAUCAUAAAUAGAAAGAACAUUUAAGCCAGUAGGGACAAAAACGUGAAAUUCUGAAAUACUUCCCUACACUAUAAUCAUUUGGGUCAUGCAGCCACUGAAACUUCAGUGACGAGACUUGGGCAGUAAGUACUUGUCAGCGUACCAUCGUUUAGGUGCAAAAAAAAUAGUUCUGCGCAACGGAGUAAGGUAAAAUGUAAGUACUUAAAGUUCCUUGUGAGAAUACGAAGAUAGGCCAAAAGUUGUCAGGCACGGUGAAAUGGGAAAAAAGGAGGUAUGACAAAGCCAUGUAGGCAUAUACAAGUUUUAUAUGUAAAUGAAAAACACCAUUGUUGUUAGGUGACUAAUUAGUGACCAUAUUGUUAGUCCAAAUGAAACUAGAGUAAUUGUAGUUAGGCUCAGCGCAGGUACGCACUACUCAUUUAGACUCAACGCAGUUACACACAAUAUAUUUAUGUUCAACGCAGUUACGCACAAUGUAUUAAUGCUCAACGCAGUUACGCACAACCCAGUUAGGCUUAACGUACGCACAACACAGAUACUAAAAACACAUUUAGGCUUAAUGCAGUUAGGCUCGAUGCAGUUACGCACAUCGCAUUAAGACUCGAUACAGUUAGCCCCAAAGUGGUUACGCACAACGCAGAUAUGUUCAACGAAGUUAGGCUCAGCGCAGGUAUGCAAAUCGCGAUUGGGCUCAACACAUGCUGAUUUUUGUGACGCAUAAUGCAGUUACGCACAACGCAGGUACCCACAACGUGGUUAAGCUCGACGCAGUUUGGCUCCACGCAGUUACGCAUAACGCCUUUUACGCACAACGCAGUUAGGCUUAACUCGCUUAUGCACAAUGCAAUACAGAUAACAUCACUCUGCGAAAAGCAUUUUGCGAAAACGCAGUGGGCAAAAGCAGUAAAGGUAUUCACUUCUACGGUAAAUUGUGUGAACACGGCAUGUAUAAGCAUACACUAAGAUGUAUUCUCGUUAUUUCCCAGUUUACCAGUGCGUGUGGAAAAUACAUGUCCGGAAAGGAAAUACCCGUAAAUAAGUGGCAUUUUUAUUUAUAAGUUAAUCAUACACCAUUAAUUAAAUUAAAACAGUUUAAAUGCUUGUCCUCAAAUUAUUCGUACAUUCGUGAGUCUGCUUCUGACCUUCCCAUUAAAGCUAGGCUUGGCAGUGGCUCUCUCCACUGUUAGUUUCUUGCCACGCACUUCUGUUGAACCACAAUGCCUAGCACUGCUCGCUAGUUCACCACGAUACCUCAUCCGAUGCUCUGAACCUCGAUAUCUCGCCAUCUUUACUUCACUCCCUUGCAGGUCAUCCUCGCCGCUUAUAUACCUCUCAGCCCCGCGCUGAAAAGGUCUCGUAGCCCUUCGAAGUUUCGCGUCAUCAGAAUCCCCGACUCUAGAGGAUAGGAAAUGUAGCAUUGUACAUGAAUGACGGUUAAAUAAAUGCAAUAUUAGAAACUGAACGAAUUAACAGAAUUCGAUGUGGUUUGCUUCGUCUGCUAGAUGUUUUUAUCACGGAGGCGUGAAAAUACAGAAAUAGUCAAUACAAUGGUAACAUAAAAAUUCCAAUCAGAUUUUCAUGACAUAAGGGCUUAAAACUAAAAUAUAAACAAAUAUUUCAAAAAAAUUAGUGUAAACAUUUUUAAAUCACAUAAGAAGGCACUCUUUAGCAGCCAAUUUCUAUAAAAAUAAAUAUAUUAUAAUUUAAACUUAAAUUUAACUUAUUAAAACACAUUAUGCAAUUACAAAAUAAAAUCAUAAAAAUAUAUAUUAUUCUAUGAUUAUUUAUUAAAGAGUUUUUCUUAUGUAAAUUUUAUAAUUUUUUAGCCUGAUUUUUUCAUAUAUACAUAUUUUAAGCCUUUACUUUAUAAAAAUAAACCGUUGGGAUAUUUUUUUAAAACAAUACACUAUUAAUUAUUAAUGUGUAUUCAGGUCUCCAUAUUGAAUAUAUCUAGCCAACGAAACAAACCAUAUCCAGAUUCCAUUAUUCUUUAUGUAUUAUCGUCAUUAAUGCACGAUGCGACAGUUACUAUCCUCUUAAAACUCGAAGCUGCGAGAACAAUGGCGUCCUAGUUACGCCACUUCACACAGACGGGGAUCUGGGACCGCGCUGAGCCCUCGAGAGCGACAGAGAGACGCCGCUGCUAAUGAAGCGGCCACAAGCCUACAGGCUGGCGCGCCGGCUGGUUGUCCAGCCUCGUCGCUUGCGUCCUCGUUUCACUAGUAAACUACGAGUGGUAUCUCGAUGGACCACACCUUACAAUCAAUUAUUAAUUCACUUUGUGUCCAUAAAUUUAGAAUAAUAAUCGUUUGGUAAUGCAAUUAUUGGUAAAAGAAUUUGUCAAUUAAAUUUAAUGCAAAAAAUGAGUUUUUCACGAAUUUUUUAACAGUUUAAAUAAAACUUAAUUCCUAUGUGGUAUUUAAAACAAAUAUAUGUGUUGAUUUGUUUCUUACAGGAAAACAUUCGUGUUUUUAUUUUAUUUUUGUGUGAUUGCAUUUUGUGCGUGUUUCUCCAGCGAUCAAAGAAAAAUUGUUAGUAUAACAAUCCUACAACUCAUCUUUGUAAUUGGGAGAGCUGUUUUUGAUGACCUUGAAAACUUGUCAGAACUACAGAUUACAUUUGAUAACACUUUUACAGAACCAUUUUACGUUUCUAUUUUUAAAAUAAUAAUAAAUUUAAAGUGUGUGUGUUACAUUGUAAAUUCAAGAAAAUAGGCCAAGGUUUAAUCUACAAUUUUAUAGCUCUACUAGCAAACGAAUGCCCUCAGAUUUUUAGAUUAAGAUAAAGAUUAUAGUUAUAUACCAUUGCGAAAAAUGAUUGAUAGUGCACAUCGUACUAACUAAGCGUUAAUAUCAAUAAUUUGACAAUUUUUAUCAAAACAUUUGUGUCAAUUCCAACACAAUUUUUUAAAUAUAAUUUUGAAAAUAGUGUAUAUUAACUUUGUGUAGUUAUGUAAAAGUAUAUAGGUAUUUAUAAGAUGAGGGAAUUUAAAUGCUCUAACAUAUAUGGAAAAAAAUUCGAGAUAUUUAUAAUAUUUGUACAAGUAUUGCUUGAAAUAAUUCCAUUGAUUGCAUCGGUUCUCGUCAGUGAACUGUUGAGUGGUGUCAGAGACAGAGGAGAAAGCCGGGCUAGCGAGUGACAGCGCACAAGUCGUGGGAAGAGUGUGUGAAGGCGAGGCGUGUGUGAAGCAGGUAGCAGCGAGCAGAGAGCGACACACAUGCAAGCACCGGAAGUCACUGCUGCUAGCGCCUGCAGCUACUGGAUCCUGGCUGAGUCACUCAUUGCCUCAUGACUGCAUGAAGUGAGCACUCAGUCAGGGGUGUAUCUGUGCUGGUGCUUCUAGCGCGGUGUCUCCUCUGAACCGGCGCGCAGUCUUCUCCCAGUGCGUAGGACCAUUAUGAUAUUUGAGUGAAAUAGCUUGCAGAACCGACUUUUUUUCAAUAAAUAAACAUGAUUGAUUAAAUAAUCAAUGAAAGUAUCCAAAGUAUGAUCGAACCCGAUCCGCCAGCUUCGAGGUCCCGCUCCGGCCACUGUGCCACGCUCGCUGCGCCAGUAGUUCACACUUCAAAGUUAUGGGUAUAAAUAAUUGUGCCUCGUUUUUCAAUCGGCUGUUUCUUGAGGACAAAUGCAGAGUUGAGUUUGUUUCUUCACAGAGUAGAUCGCUUCUUGAAGCACUGUGUUCUCGUGAAGGGACCAAAAGUUGGCGUCCUUCUUUUAUAAGACAACAGUGAAGACAUGUAUAUUUGUUUUUUUAAUAAUGGUUUUAAAGUGUCGUACGUUUUCUAAAACAUGCUAUUAACAUAUGAUUUUUUUUAAUCUUUAAAGUCGUAUUUCGUAUUUCCAUAUUUUUCGGCAUAAUAUUCCCAUACUUAGAAAUGCUAUGAGGUGAACUGAGAUUAUAUCUGCAGUGUUAUUAAAUAAUUAUUUAAUGUAUUCUUACACUAUGCCAAGCGAUUAAUUACUUCUUUAAAUUAAUAGUCAUAAAACACAAACCAUAUUCUCAGAGCAUUAAAUUCAGAGCAAGGUAAAAAUAUAGAAUCGCUUAUUUUAUCCCUUCAAAAAAUAAUUAGCCUAUAUAUGGUCAUAGUCGUAUAGCCGUUUAUAUGUGUGUUU
This is a messenger RNA of Bacillus rossius redtenbacheri, 7985 nucleotides long. RefSeq lists its product as uncharacterized. The coding region runs from base 111 to 1535 and encodes 474 amino acids. The transcript has 2 exons. The record is from RefSeq and is a predicted model, not a curated record. NCBI's taxonomy places the organism in Eukaryota, Metazoa, Arthropoda, Insecta, Phasmatodea, Bacillidae.